This is a messenger RNA of Mytilus californianus (California mussel), 1878 nucleotides long. Its product is annotated as transcriptional regulator QRICH1-like. The transcript has a single exon. The record is from RefSeq and is a predicted model, not a curated record. The coding region runs from base 191 to 1477 and encodes 428 amino acids. NCBI's taxonomy places the organism in Eukaryota, Metazoa, Mollusca, Bivalvia, Mytilida, Mytilidae.
CUGCACCCAUUGUAUAAACAAAUUUAAUCAACGUGUGGUUGCCGGUGAUCUCAGCAGAUGAUUGGUUAAGCUAAAGGUCAUAACCCGCCGGGACUACUUUUCCGUUCGAAUUUCUCUGAAUUUAUCAAUAACAACAUAGCAACAUAUAAACAAACUCGCGAAAUCGUCUGCUUCAACAAUAAAAACAAAUAUGGCUUUAGAAAUCAACAAUGACCCGCAUAUCGGGGUUAGAGUAAAGCUUGUUGGCGGGAAUAAAGGGAUAAUUUUAAGAAAAACUAUAAAUUUUGAUUUCCCACUUUGGGAUAUCAAACUUGAUUCUGGGAAACUUAUCACAGAGGCCAGAUAUCGUUUUGAUAUUUUAGAAGACAGUGUUCAAAACAUUGAACCAGAAAUAACAACAACACACACCAUCACAAAACAGAAAUUACCAACUCUGGUUCCAGCAAUAGACCCUUGCCCCACUGAUGAGUUCAGUGAUGAUAAUGUUAUGUAUUUUGCUGAACCUAUACAUGUAUCCAACAGAGAUUCCACUUUUCCUAAACAGUCUUCCAAAACCCAAAAAAGACAGUUUGUGACCAUUCCUGAAGACAGUAUUGACACAUUUGUACUAGACCAGGAAAAUAAAAAUACCGCUAGAAAGACACAAAGUGACAUACAAUCAUUACAGCAAUUCUUAGUUACAAAAUUGGAAACAAGAGAAAUAUAUUCCAUCCCACCCCAUGAAUUAAAUCAAAUUUUGUGUCAAUUUCUAAUAUCAGUAAGGAAAGAUGAUGGAGACCAGUAUGAACCAGCAUCCCUUAAAGGAAUGCUCUGUAGUUUCGACAGGUAUUUGAGGCAACAUAAUUAUGGCUACCAAAUAAGUAAAAGUGCUGAGUUUUCGAAAGUAAAAGAUGUCCUCACAGCAAAACAGGUGGAACUUAAAAAAAUGGGAAAAGGGAACGGUAAUAAAAAGGCAGAGACACUCUGUGACCAGGAUAUAGAGAAGCUGUUUCAGUCGGGAGAAAUUGGGGUUGACUAUCCUACCACACUUCUACACACCGUAUGGUUUUUUAACACUGUUUAUUUUGGUCUAAGGGGAGUCACAGAACACCACCAAAUGACAUGGGGUGACGUCAAAAUUCAAAGGGACAAUUCAUCAGGAUUAGAAUAUCUUCAAAUGAAUGAACGAAACACAAAAACAAGAACAGGCAAAAGUCUAAGAGACCAGAGAGACAUCCCACAAAUGGCAUGGGCAAAUCCAGAAAAUGAGUUGAAAUGUCCUGUACAUGCCUAUAAACUAUAUAGAUCAAAACGUCCGCUCAAGUUUUCAAAUCCAACUGAUCCUUUUUACAUUCAAGAAAAUACAAAUAGGGAAAAAUCUGGCCUCUGGUACAAGAGCCAACCCAUAGGCAUAAACAAAUUAGGCAAAUUCAUGAAAAAGAUGGCAACUGCUGCAGGUAAAUUUCUUUGCAUUCAUGUAUUAAAACUGGUUGUUUAAUACUGCAUGUACAUGUAUUAUACUGAAUUUACCUAUUUUACAUAUGAAUUAUAUAUCAAAUCUACCAACGCAUUGAGUGUGAUAAGAUAUUUAUCCACUCGAGACAGUCAAAUUUUAAAAUUUAAAACACAAGGCUUGCCGAGUGUUUUAAAUAUUUAAAAUUUAACUGUCGAGAGUGAAAAAUUAUCAUACAUGUAUUUAACAACAUUCACUGGUGGAAUCUGUUCAUGAAAUUAUAUUUAGAGGACAUACAGACAAAAUCUAUAUUUCUUUUACAAUGAUCUGUAAAAAUAAGUGUACUUUCUAUAUGGUCUUCUCUUUUUGUGAUGUCACAGAUAAAUAACAAAAAUGAACUUGUUAUAUUGAAUUUUGACCAAUAAAAAAUUGAGUUCACACACCAU